Diaporthe citri is the source of this 1056-nucleotide messenger RNA. RefSeq lists its product as uncharacterized. Lineage: Eukaryota; Fungi; Ascomycota; Sordariomycetes; Diaporthales; Diaporthaceae. The record is from RefSeq and is a predicted model, not a curated record. Bases 1 to 1056 code for a protein of 351 amino acids. The transcript is spliced from 2 exons.
AUGGCUGGUCAAGAGGCGUUGCCAAGCGAUUCGGAGGAAGGCUUUAGCAGCCCCGAAACGGACAGCUCGAUGGACGAGUCAGAGAUCAUGGCCGAUUCCGAGGAGCUGGCAGCAAACGGGGUCGGCAAGCCACCUGCACGUGGCAGUGAAAAGGGUGGUGGCCAGCCAGGCUCUCCUUCCGACCUACAGUCGCUGGCUGGAGGUGCUCUGGCGGCUCUGGCCUUGGGCGACCACAAGUCCCCAAGCGAAGAUGGGCGGACAUCAACCACCGUCGGGGACACGGAUACAGAGGCGUCGCGUCCUUCAGAUUCAUCACCUCCCCCCGCCAUAACUCGACCCGAAACCGCCAUCCGGAGAGAUGAGAGGCCACAGCCUGUCAUCCCAGCUCCGUACAGUCCUACCGACUACUACUCGCCUCGAACCGGGACCUUCACCUCGCCCACGGGCAGUCUCGCGGGCCCCGGCCCUGGCGAACUUCCGCCGAUUCAAAAUGCCUCGCCAAGGUCGGAGUCAAACGCUGGGAUCGCGCUGCCGUCCAUCAGAGACCAUCUGGGGCCGGAGGCGCUGUCUCCCGCAUCUUUUCAGCAAUCUCCUCCCGCUAUACCUGGCCCCGGUAUGACUCGGUUGCCGUCCAUAAGCCAUGCUUCUCCGCCUAUUUCACCGCACGAGCUCUAUACCCGCGAUCCUCGCUCGCCGCACUCUGUUCUGUUACCACCCAGUCCGUUCUAUCCUUUCCCGCCGAGCGGUAUGACGCACCGACCCAGCCUCGACUACAACAGCGGUAGCACGCCAAGCACCGACCACUCGGCUUCUACGCCUGCGACCUCGACUCACUCGGUCGCGGAUAGAAUGAGCCUGGACGGCAUGGCUUUCUCAAAUCCUCAAGAUGUUGGCCAGUAUGUCUACACGUUCGAGUUCACCAUGUGGACAAAGACAAAGACGACCCGGAACUACGCGAUGUUCUGUCACAGAGACCAGACGGCCCAAGCCGUGGUCGAAGGCGACGAGGCGGACCGAUUUGAUCAACAUCGAAGAAGAAAGUCGUCCUAUUCAUAA